Messenger RNA from Paralichthys olivaceus (Japanese flounder), 10417 nucleotides. RefSeq names its product multiple EGF-like-domains 6b (gene megf6b). The record is from RefSeq and is a predicted model, not a curated record. NCBI's taxonomy places the organism in Eukaryota, Metazoa, Chordata, Actinopteri, Pleuronectiformes, Paralichthyidae. Gene Ontology annotation, molecular function: calcium ion binding; protein binding; scavenger receptor activity.
CAGGGAGCUCGCAGCCGCCGCGAGUCUUUGCCCAGUAAAUCCAACAUCUGUCGAGAGGGAAGCAUAGGUGAGCUGCAGUUUUCAGUCAGUAUCACCCUCACACCGGCUCAGAGCGAGAUUACGCACCACAUGUGAUGGCUGUGUCAUCUUUGGUCACUGUUGGUCAUUUCCACGCGGAAGAUCCUUUACGCGCCGUUUAAUUUCAUUGGAGACCGUUUGGAUGAUUUCUUCAGUCCAUUAGAUUCGUUUUUUUUUUCAUUUUUAAACCUCUGAUCUAACCUCAUGACUGAGUUCAUGAUUUUUAAAACUUUAGUCUAAUCCAAGAAGAGGAAAAUGGAUGGUGUUAUUUUUUCUUUUUUCUUAAUAUUUAUCCAAGAGGCACACACUUUGCGUUAUGGCACCGCCAACGACCUGCAACCAUAUAUGCCCAAUGUGUGUGUGGAGAGGGAGGUGACACUGGUAGCCCAGAGGCAGCCGUGUGUGCAGGCCUUCACACGCAUGGUUAAAGUGUGGAAGCAAGGCUGUGUGGGGCAGUCGUGGUGCAUGGGAUACGAGAGGAGGACGGCAUACUACACGGCAUACAGACAAGUGUACAGACAGGAUUAUGACACUGUGUACAAGUGUUGCCCUGGAUGGUCUCAACUUAACGGAGAAGCGGGUUGUCUUUAUCCUGUGUGCAGCUAUGGUGUGUGCUUCAACGGUGGCCAUUGUCGGGUGGGUUCCACCCAGCUCUGUGACUGUCCUGCAGGGUUCAACGGACCCAGCUGCCAGUAUGAUGUGAACGAGUGUGAGGAGACCAACGGAGGCUGUGAGGCUCUGUGCUGUAACACCAUAGGAAGCUUCUACUGCAGGUGUCCUCCUGGACAAAUACUGAGCGGAGAUGGUAAAACUUGUAAAGAUAUCGAUGAAUGCCAGGUCCACAAUGGAGGCUGCCAACACAGAUGUAUUAACACCAGGGGCUCCUACUACUGUGAAUGUCACCCUGGCUCUCGGAUGCAUGUGGACGGCCGAACCUGCCUCGCUGUCCAUACAUGCGCCAUCAGCAACGGAGGAUGUGAACACUACUGUGUGCAACAGUCCGCCGCUCAUUUCCGCUGCCGAUGCAAACCAAACUACAUCCUGGCAGAGGACGGGAAGCACUGCAAACUGCAGAACCCGUGUGCAGAUCAGAACGGAGGCUGUGCCCACAUUUGUCAAGUCGAUGGUGGCAGAGCUCACUGUGACUGUAAGCUCGGUUACAUCCUCGCUGAAGACAGGAAAACCUGCGAAGAUUUUGACGAGUGUAAGACUGAAGCCAACUGUGCUCAUGGCUGUCACAACACUCUGGGCUCCUACGCGUGUGUUUGUAACGCUGCCUAUGAGCUGGGGUCGGAUGGGAAACAGUGUUACAGAAUUGAGAUGGAGAUUGUGAACAGCUGUGAGAACAACAACGGUGGUUGUUCACACCUCUGCCAGCAUUCAACCAGCGGGCCUGUCUGCUCCUGUAACCAAGGUUACAGACUAGAUGACGACCUUAAAACCUGCGUUGACGUCGACGAGUGUGGAGAGCAGAGCUCCUGCUGCGAGCAGGACUGCACCAACUACCCUGGAGGUUACGAGUGCUACUGCUCCGCAGGAUACAGGCUCAACUCAGACGGGUGUAGCUGUGAUGAUGUAGACGAGUGUCUGGCUGCCAAUGCCGGUUGUGAUCACACGUGCCAGAACAGCGCGGGCUCUUUCCAGUGCUUCUGCCGCCGGGGUUUCCGUUUGGACGACGACCGGCAAUCCUGCAUCCCGCUUGAGGAUGCAGUUGAGGCCCUCUCCAGCGGGGGUCCCAUCGAGCUGCCACUCAUCCGCCCCCAGCUCACCUUGCUGCAGGACUACAGCCAACCUCUGGAGCGCUAUGAUGACUACGAAGACGACGAGGGGGAGCUGAGGGCUGAGAGUAACCUGGCAGAGAAGUUUGUGUGUCUGGACGACACCUUCGGGAACGACUGCAGCUUGACGUGUGACGACUGCUCUAACGGAGGAAGAUGUAACGUGUGGAAAAAUGGCUGUGACUGCCCCGAUGGAUGGACGGGCAUCGUCUGCAACCAGACUUGCUCCGAGGGAUAUUUUGGUAAAAACUGCUCCUUCCACUGUAAGUGUAAAAACGGUGCCAACUGUGAUCCGGUCACUGGGAGCUGCCGCUGUCCGCCUGGAGUCAGUGGAGACUUGUGUCAGGAUGGUUGUCCAAAGGGUUUGUACGGAAAACAGUGCAACAAGAAGUGUAACUGUGCAAAUAACGGACGAUGCCACCGAACCUACGGAGCCUGUCUGUGUGAUCCUGGACUGUACGGACGCUUCUGCCACCUCCCUUGUCCAAAGUGGACAUUUGGAGCGGGCUGCUCUGACGAGUGUCACUGUGUCCAGCAGAACACUCUGGAGUGUCACCGUCGCCAUGGCACCUGCGUCUGUAAAUCUGGUUACCGGGGCAACACCUGCAAGGAAGAGUGCGAACCAGGAACGUUUGGAUCCGGCUGCGAGAAGAAGUGCUCCUGUCCACCCGGGGUGUCGUGUGACCAUGUGACUGGAAAGUGCCAAAGAAAGUGUCCUCCUGGUCGUCAUGGGGAGAAUUGUGAUCAAGACUGUCCAGAGGGAUGGUUCGGUGCAGGCUGCGUUCAUCCCUGCAACUGCAGCAGCGCCCCGUGUGACAAAGUGACAGGACAAUGCAAGUGUCCGUCAGGGACGACAGGAAAACACUGCGAGAACUUGUGUCAGGAGGGAUUGUGGGGCCCAGGCUGCAGAGAGACCUGUCCUGCUUGUGAGAACGGCGGCUCGUGUGAUAAACACAACGGAUCGUGUAACUGUCCUCCUGGAUUCAUGGGCAGACUCUGCCAAGACUCGUGCCUGAGUGGACGUUUCGGUGAAGGGUGCCAAAUGAAGUGUGUGUGUGAGAACAACGCUCACUGCGACCCGGUGACUGGACGGUGUACCUGCGCUCCCGGCUGGACUGGACACAACUGCAGGAAAGUGUGCGAUGGGGGACACUGGGGAGCCGACUGUGCAGAAACCUGCGACUGCAGAAACGGAGACGGCAGCUGUGAUGCUGUGACGGGCCAGUGCAACUGUGAGGCCGGUUACACUGGGACACAGUGUCAUCACAAGUGUCCAGCAGGUAUGUUUGGUCUCGGUUGUCGUCAUCGGUGUCAGUGUGACAACAAGGCCUUGUGCGACCAUGUGAGCGGAGCUUGUACUUGCCAGGUGGGAUGGACGGGAACCUUCUGCGAAAAACCGUGUCCUCAGGGUUUCUAUGGGCUCGACUGUCAGGAGAAGUGUCUGUGUCUGAACGGCGGCGGCUGUGAUCACGUCAGUGGAGUUUGUUCGUGUCCUGCCGGAUGGAUCGGUCCGUUCUGCAACCUGACUUGCCCGCCCGGCUUCUAUGGGGAAGCGUGUAACCAAACCUGUCGCUGCGGCAACAACGGCGUCUGCCACCCGGCCAGUGGGCAGUGUGUGUGCACGGCGGGCUGGACCGGACCCAGCUGCACAGAGGAAUGCCCUGCAGGGUUCUAUGGAGCGGACUGCCGGCAGCGCUGCUUGUGUCAGAACGGAGCCUCUUGUAAUAAGACCAGUGGAAAAUGCACAUGUGCCAGUGGGUGGACGGGUACAGCCUGUGAACUGGAGUGUGCAGUGGGUCGGUUCGGGGCCGACUGCCAGCAGCAGUGUGGAUGUGAACACGGCGGCCAGUGUGACCGGCAGACGGGACGGUGCAGCUGCCGCGCCGGCUGGAUCGGAGAGCUCUGUGAGAAAGCAUGUGAAGCAGGCCUGUUCGGUGCUGGCUGUCAGGAGAGAUGCCGGUGUGUGCACACUGUUUCAUGUCACCACGUCACUGGAGAGUGUCAGUGUCCACCGGGCUGGAGAGGAAAACUCUGUGACAAAGCGUGUUUGCCAGGUACGUACGGGAGGAGCUGUGUGCAGCAGUGCAGCUGUGCUCAGGGAACAUCCUGCCACCACAUCUCUGGAGAGUGUGGCUGUCCUCCCGGAUUCACCGGCAACGGCUGUGAGCAGACUUGUCUUCCAGGAACAUUUGGUCAGAACUGUAACCAGGUCUGUCAGUGCUCAGAGACAAACCAGCUCUGCCACCCGGUGUCUGGAUCUUGUUACUGCGCCCCAGGGUUCCAAGGUCCCAAAUGUGACCAAGCCUGUGGAGAGGGUCGUUACGGUCCUAACUGUGAGAGACAAUGCAAGUGUGUGAACGGAGGGAAGUGCGUUGCUUCCACUGGAGCCUGUAAAUGUCCAGCAGGGUUUAUAGGAGCACGCUGCAACAUCACGUGUCCUGCUGGGCGUUAUGGCGUCGACUGUGCUCAGGUGGCCAGGUGUGGAGAGGGGGCCAAGAAUGACCCGGUCACCGGUCGGUGUUUGUGCGUCCCUGGACGAAGAGGAGAGGACUGUGGACACAGCUGCCCUCCAGGCUGGUUCGGGGCGGACUGUGUCCAUCGCUGUAACUGCAGUAACGGAGGAGUGUGUGACUCAGUAACCGGCAACUGUACCUGUGGUCUGGGCUGGACCGGUACACACUGCGACAGAGAAUGUCCCGUGGGCAGAUUUGGUGCCAACUGCCAGCUGAAAUGUAAGUGUCAAAAUAACGGCACGUGUGACAGAGUGACGGGGACGUGUCAGUGUGGUCCAGGCUUCUAUGGACAUCUGUGUGAACAUGCCUGUCCUCCUGGUCUCCACGGCCCGCUGUGCCAGCUGCAGUGCGACUGUAUGAACGCAGCCUCCUGUCACCCUGCGUCAGGACACUGUGUCUGUCCUCCAGGAUAUUACGGAGCACGCUGCCACAGAGUGUGUGAACAGGGAACCUUCGGUCUGGGUUGUGCUAAAGUGUGCGACUGUGAGGACGACUCUCCGUGUGACCCUGCGACAGGAAGAUGUCUCUGCUCCUCAGGGAAGACGGGACUCAGAUGUGACAUCGACUGCAGAGCAAACCUCUACGGCCCAGACUGUGCUGAGACCUGCGAGUGUCAGAACGGAGCACGAUGCGACCGACGCAACGGCCGCUGCAGCUGCGUGCACAGCUGGAUCGGCCUCUCCUGUCAGGAAGGUGGACCUCCACGUGUCACCUAUGGGAGCAGCAGCAGAGGAGACUCACAACAAAACUCAUUAUAGCAUCUACCUGAAAGACUGAAACUGAGAAAGUGAUUUUUUUUUUUUUUUUUUACUGGAGUGAGUGAACGCUCGUGAAAGGAGUCGUAGCAGCUGGAGGAUCUUCAUGGAAAUAGACUCUCUGAUGAGAACUGCAGUUCCACGUUUGGACCCGAGCUACUUCAUUUUUUGUAUUUUGGUACCAAAGUGACCUUUGAACUGAUCGACUCUGUGGCGUGAGCCUGACCUGUCUCCAGUGAUCUUCUUGAACUCAAAGUGGAACGUCACCGUAAAAUGAAAACACUUUCAGUCUUCAGGAGGAGAACUACUUCCAAACUAGAAAUACUACUCCCAAACUAGUACCACCCUGUGAUUGUAUGCCUCCGCCAACCAGUGUAGUUUCAGUCUAAAUACUUUUUUUCCAGAUUCAUAUGAGGUUCAUCUUUGUGUCCAAGUUCAUCUUUGUGUCCAAGUGACAACUGGUCAAAAUGUUUUGAAGAAAGCCCCAAAAAUCAGAUCAGAGAAAUCAUGUUCAAGAGGCCAAAAAAUGGUUUUGUGAGGCCACAGAGACUUUGACCAUUAAAUUCUUAUCAGUUCAUCGAUGAGUCUAAAUGAACAAUUUAAUCCAUUGGAAAAAACUUCCCCAAGGGGUUCCUCAGAUAUGUUAACAAGGCAAAAAGGUCACAGUGACCUUGACAUUUGAUCACCAAAAUCUAAUCAGUUCAUCUUUGAGUCAAACUGAAUGUUUGUUCAAAAAAGGAAGAAAUGAUCUUGAGGUAUUCUUGAGAUAUGUUAACAAGAAUGGGCAGACGAAAAAGAAAAAGCAAUACCUCCUUCCACUGGCUGUCAUGGGUGCAGAGGCAUAAAAACAUCAUCCUCAGAGUGCAGCAGUUUGUUUUUACUGCACUUUUGAUAUUUUUAUUUUACCUUUGUCCAUUAACUACCUUCACUGGGUACUUGUAUAUAAAAUAAUCUCUUAAUUUUGUAAGAAAAUGGGCGACAUUGCUGGAUAUGAUGCAACCAUCUUAUAAAACCUGCCAGUUUAAUGAAGUAACUAAUUGCUUUAUCUCCAGAUGUUUAAUAAAAAAAUAUCAGUCAAGCACAUUCCUGGAUUUUAAAUAGAAAUCACUUUAUUUACACAGCUCGCUCUCAAUGUUGAAAUAAUUUCAUUUGAAUUGAUUUUGUGUAUAAGUUGCUUCAUAUUUAUAUUUAACAGUUGAAUAUUCGUCAAACUUAAAUCACAUUUUUUUGUUUUCCACUGUUUAAUUGAGAUUCUGCAUCUCUGACAAACACAGUCCAGUGAACAACCCACAAUCAGGUUUAUUCUUUUUAACACACGAAUGCCAAAUAAAGACAGACACAUGACGGUUUGUUUCUCAUUCUUAUUUUAUCAUUAUUUCAUUUUCAUUGAAGAUUGAAGCUGUACAUCCUGUCUAAAUUUCAGAUUCAAGCACAGUGCAGAUAGCAACGCCUGCAAAACAAAAUAAAAAAUAAAAGAGAAAAAGGCAAAGGUGAUCACAACCAGAAAUAUAUAUAUACAAAGGUCAAACUAUGUACAGGAGAUACCAGUCGCUCACUACGUCGUCUUCAGAGCAUUUCUCAUAAUGCAUACACAACACAAAGAAAUUGCUUCUUUUUGUCAGUCCUAAAAUCGAUACAAUACAGAUAGGAAAAAUGCAGCAUGAUGAAAACAAAAAUAAAAACUGUUCUUUAAGUUUGUCUCUACUGCAUUAAAGGCAAAAACAUAAAAAAUAUAUUCUCUGUAUAACCUUUGACCUUCUGUAAAAUAAGCUCUAUCCAGCUGUGGCUUCAUUUCUGAACUAGUCUUCAACAAUGUUAAACUAGGGCCACUUAAAGCAUGACGUCCUCUGAACACACUCCAAACAUUAGCAGUUAUCUCGGGAUCUUUGCUGGGCAGGUCAGCACAGCGUGAAAUAACACUGAUGGUCAAACUAAUGCACAGCAAUUUUAUUUAAAGGGGAAGUUCCACAGUUUGGGAAGUUUGCUUAUAGGUCGUCUUAUCCAGAAGAUUGAUAACAUCAUUUUCUGCCAAUAAGAACCAUAGCUAACAGCUAACAGAUAAUAACGAUAAUAACAAAUAAAGCUGGCUGUUUCUGUCCAAAGGCAACACAAUCAGCCGAAUGUCGAGGGAAGGAUGUGAGGCAGCGAAGAACCCAAGGAAUUUUGGUGCAGACACAUUGUGAGAUUUUUCAACAUUUUCAUUGUUUUCCCAGAGAAUUAUUCAUUGAUCUUGAUUAAAUAAAUCAGGCAAAUUUUGGGAACUAAUUUCUAUGAAUGUGUGAAAUUUAGUGUGGUUUGAUUGAUUGUUGGGCCGUGGCGGAGAUUCAUCCUAGUUGAAAACAGUCUCUUCUAAAAUUCUAAUUCACCUGAUAUUGAAACUGAAAUAAAUGAUUCCCAUAAUCUAAUGUAUCAAAGUUCCACCUUAAAUUUUCUUCUGAAAUGUGUCCAUCUUAAAAAGCAAAAAAAAGCAUGUUUAUUAUUUACCAAUUAAAAAAUAAACUAUCAUUUCAUAAUGAUCAAAGAAUAGUACAAUAGGCCAAACGGUGGUGUUCACUAGAUCAAUUCCCUGUAAAUAAUGUUUUCAGCUCAUGAAUUGUAAAAAAUGAUUCUUUCCUACAUGACACAUUAGGUGCUUGUAAUAAAAACUUUUUCCCAGGCCUGGUAUCACAGAGGUUGGAAUUGGAUUGAAACAGACUUUUGUUUAUUGCUCACCUGUAAUACAGGCUAGCACGCGGGUAGUUCAACUUGUGGUCAUAGCAGUGAGCCCAUCACAAGGUGACCUUCACACUGCAGACUGUAGCGGUUCAUCAGUCAACUGCUCAAAACCUGGAAGAUUGUCGGCUGUGGACGGAACCAUUUCCUUAGCUUUAUAUUUUUGCUGUAGCUUCAUGUCUAUUGGGCAGACAAGACAGUAGUUUCAAUCUUCUUCUGUAGCAAAUAAGCAUUUUUCCCGAAUUAUGGAACGUCGCCUUAAAGUCUCUAUCUUCCUCUCGACUCCCUGCAGAUGAUAAUAUUAAGACACAGGAAUUUCACAGACUAAUGAACUAAAUGUUCUUUGCUUUUGUUUUUUGUUUUUUUCCUCUUCAGAGAAAACAGCAUCGGCUCACGCCAGUUAAACAAACUCAGACAUACGAGACACGUCAAACGUAUACAGGGAUCAACUAAUACAACAGGCUGUAGCAAGGGAUUCGUUUAAUUGUCCCCCUCCCCCUACCUGACACACGCACGCACACGAUCAACAGUAGAGACAUGAAGUCACUUUGCUCUUGUUAAAAACCAGAGGCUGUAAAUCAUCACCCACACUUAUUAUUUAUUCCCUCCACUUAAACUGAGAAGCAUCUUCAUCUCACUCAUAUCAUUCGUACUGAUGAGUUUUCUUUAUCUGUAUUUUUCUUCUAAGGAUCAAUAGUUUCAGCUGUUAGUAAAGAUCUGUUAUCGACACGUGUUAGUAAGGGGCGGAGCUUCACCUUGCUUCUCCCGUAGGUUAUUGUCGACGAGGUGAAGAGAGUCCAUGCUUCGAGGAUGUGUCACAUGCUAUCCACUUGUGCUUUAAUCACAGUAAGAGAGCACCCAGAGGAGAAAGAAUGAUACAGGGUGGCAUCAAAUUCUGUAGUAAUACUUCUAACACGUCUCAAGUCGUACGUCGCUUGAAACAUACCUUACUAUCCUAAAGCUUUUAGCGGUACUAUGCAUUCUGUAUAUGAAGGACCUUUGUUAACUAGCAACAGCAUGGUCAAGUAAAGAUAUACAUGGAGUUAAGUCCAUACCAUAGAUAGAUAACAAACUGGACAGCACAUGCGUCAAGGUGAGUUCUAUAAUCUUUCAGGAAGCGAGAGUGAAACACUCAGGUGUGUCGUAAAGAGAAAAGAAGAAGAUCUUUGGCUGAAGCCACGCUCAAAUGUCACUGGUCCUGCCCAGUGUCGACAAACGAAAGAAAGACAGACGAGUAAAUACAACCUUCGGACCAUGUGCAUGGCAACGCACGAUUACAACCACCUGCUCUGUUCCUGGAGCUGCUGCCACUGGCUGAUUAACUGGAAACACGACCACGCCCUGGAAAACCAACGCCACUUCUACAAGUUAGCGUUGCCCUAAAUACUGGGGACAUGAGACCAGUCGUCCAAACGGGACAGCUGUCAAGCUGCUCGUCUACACUGAAGCCCACAGCACAGUCUGAUGCAACUGUAAAAUAAGGCAAAAAUACUUGAACAGAAUUUGAUCAAGGAGAAGUUUCCACGUGAUGUGGAGCCAGCGCUGAUAUGAUCACUUCCUGUACAGUAAAUCCUCAGCCUGAACAAAGCAGAGCAGAGGUUGGGUAACACAGUGAAGCAGGACACUGCAUUUGAUUUAUGAUGACUGCAGUUCCUACUGUUCGGGGUGAAUAAAUAGCUAAUCUCUUCAGUGGCAGUCGCCCGCACACAGCAGCCUCGCUCCUGACUCCUUAUCAUGAACAGUUCACUGGUCAGGACGGAGGAGGAGCCUCUCGGGCAGAGUGCAGUUGUUAACCCCUCGUCCUCCCAGUCGCCCCUGUCGAACGCAGGACUCCAUCACCGCUCCUCGACAGCAGGAGUGUCAGAGCAUCAGGCUGGACAGAUGCACUGCCAGUGAAGACACAGAGGGAGGUUGAGGAGAGGGAAUUAUCAGGAGGUGAUGCAAAAUCUAAUAGUGCAGUGGUUGUGUGAUAAAAAUACUGUACCCAUCCUCUCCCCUCCUGUAACUCCCCUCCAGCACCUAUACUGACAAUACUAAAGUGCUGAUUGUUAAAGCCCACAGAAAGGCUCCAAUACUGAUCAUGUGGACAACAACACACACACAGCUCUUCUUUCAGAGAAACCUUGAUGGACACGGUUUGUAAAUAGAACGUCCAGGGAAAAAAUGGUACAUGUGCAACAGAGUAGUUCUUGUAUAUCCAUACAGUAGGAACUUCAACUUCUGUUUAGUUGCAUUCAUCUUUGGAAAAACAAACAAAAAAGAAUUCUGGCUGCCAAGCAAGCGUGUGCUUAUUUUUUUUUAAAAAGUAAUUUUUCUCUAUGGUUUUAAAAUACGUUCAGCUGAAUUGAAUGUAUAACUGAUUUAGGUAUGAGCGCAUAUCCCGAAUAUCUCUCAUCCACUUGUCUUUCUAUGUGAAUCCCUUCAUUUCCUGUGGAGGUGACUGUAUUUUUUCCCCCUUUUUCUUAUCUUAUCCCUGUAACUCUAAAUGAGGUGCCCUGCGUGGCCUUGGUGUGGCCAGACUCAUGCGCCAGGGUCUCACUUAGUAAAAGCUCAAGCAAACAGAGGAUCAGGCAAAGGUGGG